Messenger RNA from Oryzias melastigma (Indian medaka), 1350 nucleotides. RefSeq lists its product as uncharacterized. NCBI's taxonomy places the organism in Eukaryota, Metazoa, Chordata, Actinopteri, Beloniformes, Adrianichthyidae. The record is from RefSeq and is a predicted model, not a curated record.
AAGAUGGCCGCAGUGCAGCGCGCGGCGGCGGAACCCUGAGAUGACGCAAGCUCCAGUUUACGUUCAGCCCUCUCGGCUCCGAGCGCCCCAGUCUCCACAGUAGAUCCCGCCCGCCGCUGGAGCCCGGAAGGCUGGCCGGGGACCCUUCAGUGGACCGAGCGGAACCGGUUCCUCAGAGUGUGAGUGCGAUGAGGAGCGGCUCCAGGGAGUGAGGCCAUGGGCUGCACCUCCGCCAAGCAGGUGUCGGCCGUGCCCAACGAUGAGGAGGGACGCGGCAAGGUCUACAGCAACGGGGACGCCUUCUCCGAUGAAUACAAGAUGAAGGGAGUGGAGGAGGUGAAGUACAUGAAAGGAGAGGAAAACCGAGUCAAUGCACGGAACCAGGAGAACCUGGAGAAGAGUAAUGCGCCGCUCAAAGGGAAGCCGCAGAAAGAGGCGGCCGCAUCAAACGUCAAGUCUACCAUUCACACGUCGGAGAGCCAGCAGGAGUUUUUCAGGAUGUUGGACGAGAAGAUUGAGAAGGGCCGGGACUACUGCUCUGAAGAAGAGGAGGAGGAGACAUAGCACAGAUGCCGCCAAAGUCGCAGUGUGUGAGUGAGUGAGUGACAGGAGAGACGCAGGGUUUUGGGGGCGGGGCCACGCGCCAUCACCUUUUUGUACAUACGGCAAAGAUAGUAUUUUAAGUGUGGAUGAACGAUUGCUUGAGUGACGGAGAGACGAACGUGAAAGAGAUGGAGGAGAGAGCGGCGUGUCCGCGGUCCUUCCUCGGUUCCUCCGCGGCGUUCCUCCACGGCGUUCCUCCGCGGCGUGAUCUUCCUGAGCGACUCCGACAGCUGGACUGAUGAACUCCUGAAUGUUACCUGAGAGGAGACGGAAAGCCAUACGACUCCCGCCGCUCCAGGAGGCGAGUGAUCCUGGACUCUGCGGGUUAGCGAGCGGCCGUCAUGCUAACGCUAGCACGGCUAGCACGACGGGCGAGGAAGACGAGUAUCUGGGAUAUUUUAAAGAGAGAGGAGGAAGAGAGCGGACGAUAGAAAACUCUAAACUUCUCCUGCCUUUGAAUUUAAGAAACUUUAUUUUUUAUUCUGCACAGUGAAUCACUCGUUUGUUUUUGUCUUUUUCUGUUUUCCUUCAUCGCUCAUUAGCAGAGACGUGCACGCGCGUGUCACCAGCAGGAAGAGCUUUGUGGUUGUGCUUUUAUUGUGGAGGAGCUGGGCUGAGCUCAGGGGGAGGGGGGCUGCACGGUUGCCGUGGAGACACAUCUGGUCACUUUGUUUGGUCAUCUUUGCGUCCUGUUGUAUCAUUUUAAAUCCUUUUUUCUAUUAAAAAGAAAACCACAGAACCUCUGAA